Molecule: messenger RNA, 1657 nt
Organism: Lingula anatina
Lineage: Eukaryota; Metazoa; Brachiopoda; Lingulata; Lingulida; Lingulidae
Product: probable G-protein coupled receptor B0563.6
Source: RefSeq, a predicted model, not a curated record
UGUAGCCUGCUCAGCCAGAUGACUACAUGAGCUGUAGGGAUGUAGAGUUUUACAUCGAGAAUUGUUCGCAGUAACAUAUAUAGCGAGCAUUGCUGCGUACUUUUGUCACACAUGCCAUCUAAGUAUGUCUUCUAACAAGACAGCCACGUGCUACUACAACGAGCAGCAUGUCCAAGUAAGUUGGGACAACGUAAGGGAUGAUUUCGAUGAAUUUAUGCUUUCUUUUGACGAGUACAAACUGUCGGGGACGUUCUACAUGUGGUUUUUACCCGCAUUAGUUCUACUCGGAACAAUUGGUAACUUUUUGUCACUCCUGGUGGUGAGCAAAGACAAAUUUAUUCGGCAACAUUCGGCAUCUGUGUAUAUAGCUGUGAUGGCUGUAAUGGACACCCUCGUGCUAUAUGUCAGUGCGUUCCGGCUCUGGGUCGGGAAAAUCACGGGGGAGGACUUAAAGAUGAAGAGUGAUUUAUUGUGCUCAAUUAUUGGUGGAUUUUUGUACCAUUUCACGAGACAUUUUGCUGUCUGGUGCGUUGUUGCAAUCACCAUGGAGCGUCUGUUACUGGUUAUAUUUCCAACAAAGUGUUCUGCCAAAAACGGCAAGAAGCGUGCCAUAAUUACGAUAGCAGUUUUAGGCGUGUGUUUGGCGAUAUUUGACUCAUCUACACUUUUCACAUACACAAUAGUUGAAGAAUGUUUCAAGUUUAACUCCGAUUCUGACAAACUACAGCUUCAUUAUCGUUGUUUCACUGACGAGGCGCGGAAAAUUUGGCCCUGGAUGGACAUGGUCGCCUAUGCAUUCUUACCAUUGUCACUCUUGGUUCCAAUGAACAUUGUCUUAGUGGUCAACCUAGCACAGUUGGACAAAAGACGACAGCAAAACUUUUCGUCCUCUCUCACCAGGCAAACUUCAAGAAACAGUCUGAAUACGGACAGCGGGGAACAAAGAGAACGCCAGAAGCGCCGCGAUGCGCGUGGAUAUUUCACCAUGAUUCCAAUCAUAGUCAGCAUUGCAUAUAUACUGCUAGUCUUCCCAAUGACGGUCAUAGAGGUAGUGUAUGCAGAUAUCACAAACGUGGACAAGCAUUCCGUGGCGAAGAUUAGACUGGCGCGGAGCAUUUGCUUCAUGCUUAUGUACACAAAUCACUCAAUUAAUUUCAUUUUGUACGUUGCAACAGGACGUACGUUCCGUUUGAAAUUGAUUGAUAUCUUCGGAUUUAAUUGUAGAAAAGUUACGGUGAGUCAACUUUCGUCAGACGAAAUGGGAACGUUCCGAGAGUCUCCGCCAAAAAAUCAUAAUUCGGGCAUGGUUCCUUAAUUCAGAUUAUAUAAAAUUUCAAUACAGUGCUCAUGGGAUAAUACUGACAUUGAAGACGCACGUUUGGCAAGCUAGUCAUAUAUCCUGAGAUCAUCUUAAUUAAUCACUGUUCUCAUUGAAAAAUUUUCUCAUUGAAAAAGUUCCAAUAUGUCAUGUAGGACUGUUACCAUGAGAUGAAAUUCACAAGCACGAAUGAAAAGUACAAAUUAUUAACAAAUGGCCAAUUUUCAAAAUUAUCGUACAAUUUACGUCUUGUUGGUGUCAUUUUUUUAAAGGUCGAUAUCGAGCAGUGGCACUAAUCUUAACCUUUGGGGACAUCCGUUUAUCAUAAUAAAUUUGCAU